Messenger RNA from Spirodela intermedia, 3704 nucleotides. The record is from the annotation of a GenBank genome assembly. Lineage: Eukaryota; Viridiplantae; Streptophyta; Magnoliopsida; Alismatales; Araceae.
AUGCUCUCACGAGCUGCCACCCCGAGGACCCUCUUUCUCGUUUCCUUCCGGACCGCCGCCGCCGCCGGAGGUUCUUCGCCGCUCCUCAGCCGCUCUUGCUUCCGCCGUCCACUCUUCUCCCCCUCCCCCCGCCUGCUUUCCUCGGCCACCCCCUACCCGCUCUACUACGAGCUCAUUUCCUACCGCCCUCCUCCCCGUUCCCGGCGGUGGCGCCGCCGCAGCGGCGACGAGCCCCCCGCCGCCUCCUCCCCGGCCCUGCCCACUGGAGAAGAAGAUGAAGGAGAAGGAAAAGAAGAAGGGGAGGAAGAAGAUGCGCCGGUGGCCUUAGACAGGUCCAAGAGGAGGUACUACCGGAAGAGGGAAAAGCGGCUGUACGGCGACUCUGAAUCGGAGGGGGAAGGGGGGUCGAGAGGGCCGUCGGAGUUCGUGGAGCUUGAGCCGGAGAUAGUCGAUUUCCCGAGGCUCCACGCUCGCGAGGAGGAGCUCUACUUCUACGACGCCAUGGCCUUCCCCUGGGAGAAGGAGAAGCAUUACAGGAUGGUUUACCAGCUGGAGAAGAAGUACUUCCCUGAUCAGAGCCUCGAGAAAGCGUUCCUCGAAUCACGGCCGACGCCUACGGCGGCGGCGGAGGCGAAGGAGGAGGAGGGCGGCGGCGGCGGCGGGAGGAAGGACGAGAGGGGGCUGGUCUUCUUCGAUCAGAGGGCGGCGGCGGCUCCGGCGGACCAUCCUGUCUCAGAGAAGAAGGUGGAGGAGUUCUUCAAGUGUUUGAAGAAAGUCCCUAGUGCCAGCGGCGGCGGUGCCGACUCUGCCGGGGAGCCGUGGCUGGCAUCUAAGAAGAAGGGGCUUCCUCCCCGGUGGGAUGGGCCUUCGGGGACCGUGCUCUUGGUGGACAAACCCAAAGGUGAGCGGUUGAAUUCUACUCAGAGUUCCAUAAAGGGUAAGAGAGAGAAGGCCCUGUUCUUGUGAGAACAGAAGAAGAAGAAGAAGAAGAAGAAGAAGAAGAGAAGAAGGAGAUUUUGGAUUAUGGGAAUAUCUGCCAUGAACUCUCCCCUCAUUUUUUUAAUUUUUAAUUUUGUUGAUAACGUGGUUGACUUGAUCACUGUUCUUGUUUCUCCUGAAAACAGGGUGGACUUCAUUCACCGUUUGUGGUAAGCUGCGGCGGUUGGUCAAGGUUCAGAAGGUACCCUUUUUUUGGAAAUCUCCCGAUCUCCCUGGUCUUGCAAAAAAAAAAAAAAAAAGAGGUCUCUAAGUCAAAGUCAAAGUCCUGGCUGCAGGUCGGCCAUGCUGGCACCCUUGACCCCAUGGCGACCGGAUUGCUCAUAGUUUGUCUGGGCAAGGCCACCAAAGUGGUUGACAGGUACUUCACUCCUUUCUGUUCCUCUCCACCCCGAAAAGCUCUAUCUAGAAGAGACUCAUGGGCAGGACAAAAAGAAGAAUUUUGUACGAUAAAAUCCUUCAGUUAUGAUCUUCUAGCACAAAAAUGUGUGAAUCAUGCAUCACCAUUCGGGUCAACGGAGACAGAAAAUUUCCAUAUAUAGCCACUGGACCCCGCCCUCAAGUGAAAGCCUAGAAGAGUGCUGCCCUUUCUAUUGAUCACAUAAAGGCAUAUAUUUUAUGUACAUGAUUUCUUGAUUCCUUUGAUAUUCUGUUUCUUCAGAUAUCAGGCCAUGUUUAAGGGCUACAGUGGGGUCUUCCGAUUAGGAGAGGCGACAUCAACUUGGGAUGCUGAUUCACCCGUAUGUCCUUUUUUUCCCACUGAACAUACCCAUUUUAAUGCCAUUUUUAGAAAUACUUACCACUCUAAUCCCUCGUACUGGUUAAACCACUAAUUGUUGAUAUGAAUGAGCCUAAACUGGGGAGGAAACUAUUUUAGAAAAGAAAAAAGAAAAAGAAGAUCGAGUGGAAUGGGCAUCAACCUUGAUUUGACUAUGCCCACUUGGUGCAUCCUGAUCCACAGCAGCCUGAUUGUUUUCUCUUGCAUUCUCUGCUGCCUAUGUUUUUCAUUCUAGCUAUUAAUAUCUCAUCCACCCUGUGUGUACAUAACAAAAAAUGAAGGAAAUCUCAGAUUAGUAGUUUCUGAGAGCAUUGAAGAAGUAAAUAAAACAUGAGAGCUCACUGCAAUGAUCUCAAAGACUGAUUUCAUGGCUUCUACGUCGCUCCAUCCAUGCUUCUUCUUUUCACAGAGUUCAUGGCAUUAUACUUGGUGCGCAGGUCAUCCAGCGGGAGCCAUGGGAGCAUAUCAAAGACGAGGACAUAAGAAAGGCCGCUGCUUCAUUUUGUGGGGAGAUAUGGCAAGUUCCCCCCAUGUUUUCGGCAAUCAAGGUGAGAGGCGGCGUUGUGAUCUCAGAUUUCUUGAGGUUUUGAGGCAAUUCCGUGGGGAGAAAAUGCUUAAUGAUCCGGCCAGUGGGAUUUGACCCAAUUCGUCCUAUUCAUGGCAAUACCCAUAAUGUUAACUAUCCUUUGUCCACCAUGGCCUAUUCGCCUAUUAUUUGCUGAUACUGAUCCAGGGGACUCCUCCCUCUCUCUCUCUCUCUCUCUCUCUUCAGGUUGGGGGCGAAAGGAUGUAUGAGAAGGCCAGAAGGGGAGAAACAGUUGAACUGUCCCCGAGGCGCAUAUCGAUCUUCCAGUUUGACAUCGAGCGCAGCCUGGCGGACAGGUCCCUGGUCUUCUACUCUGCUGAUCCUCAAUCCUCUGCUCGGCUGUUUCUGUACCCUUUUCUUUUUUUUUAAUCAUUAAUUCUACAUUAGAGUAUCCUAUUCACAAGAUAUUUUGAUUUUAUUUUUUUUACAUUUUUACAAUAUCUGCAGGCAGAAUCUGAUUUUCAGAGUUACUUGCUCAAAAGGGACCUACAUACGCUCUCUAUGUGCAGAUUUUGGGAAGGCGCUUGGCAGGUGACUGUGAUGUCUCUCAUCGGGCUCUCUCCCUGUUCUUCUUCUUUCCCAGUCGACUUUGUUGAAGCUUUCUUUUUAAAUGAGCCCUCAUUUCAUGGUUGGACUACAAUGUCUUUUGUGUUCCUUGCUUUUUUUUUUGUUUUUAUUUAUUUUUUUUUUUUUGAUGUGAUAAUCUUUCUUUCCCGCUAUUCAAGCAGGCAGCAUUAGUUAUGGGGUACGGAAAGAAAAUUAUGGAGGUGAUUAGAGUCUAUGGUACUUAGAAAGGCAUGGUAGAACACACAAAAAAAAGGUCAUGCUAGGUUUAUAUCAGUCAUCUGUCAACCUCCUGGUUCCAUCCUACUUUCUUUCCUUUUUUUUUUAUAAUAAAAUUCUAUUUUUUAUUUUUUUUCUUCGCACCAUGAAUUCUCUGGUAAUAAUGUUAGUCCUAACCAGGUUUUUUUUAAAAAAAUUGUCUCUGCAGCUGUGCUCAUCUGACUGCUCUUCGAAGGGAUUCAAUUGGUAAGAAAGCUUUCAACAAAAAAAAAAAAAAAAAAAAAAAAACCCUGCUCUCUAGAUGCCGAUUGUGGUUGGGAAAUAAUCAGAAAGUAAAUGUAUGGAAAACCAUUGGAAGCUUCAGAAGAGAUCCUGCUUCAGAGAGAUUAUCUCAUGCAAUUAAUUAGAUCUUGUGUGUUUCAUGUGAAGGACUCUAGCCAGUGUUUUGGAGGGUUAAUUUGUGAAUAAUCUUCUAUCCUGUCUUUCACAGGGCAAUACUCGGUGGAUGAUGCGUGGGACUUCCAAGAACUGCAAGACCAAAUAACCAAGGGAUACCUUUAA